GGCCAUUCCUACACUGAAAUAUAAAAAACAGAGUAUAAGCUGCCAGUGUGCCAAUGAUUCCUCACCUGCCAGGACACGUCACCCUGCUGUACAGUUAGAGAUACCAGAAUACAUAGAAGUAUUACUUAACCAUGGCUGAUGCAAGUGGAAAUCAGAAUCUCCAAGAAACAACCCCCAUGUCUGAUGCCCAGAAGAAGCUACAGCGAGCUAUAUAUUUCUUCCGCACCGGAGACCUCACUGUGUGGAAUUAUGUAAUUCUCGCCCUGUCUAUCCUUGGAUUGUGUUUGGGACUAUUUCUUCUGAGUAAGAAUAUUUUAAAUAACAGGAAGAGGAAGUACCAGAUGAACAUGGCUGCUAAGCCACAAGAUGACUCGGAUGGCAAGCAGGCCGUAUUGACCUUGGAGAAAGAUAACCCACCACAAGAGGACUAUCUGCUCAAGAAGGAGAUCCAGACUGGAGACAUCACCGUGCAGUGGAAGGACGGGCAGAUCAGUUCUCUGUACACAAAUCUACCAGAGGAGGAUGUAUAAAAGUAUAGGGACAUAUUUAUUUACAUGCCGGCGGAGAGCACUGGGCAGAAAGUAGCUGGAAAGCAUUGUCAGAAAUCAACCACAGUUAUCCUAUUCACAGUAUCUCCCUUACAGCAUUGAAAGGAUCAGCCUUAGAUUGCACUGCACUGUGUGCAAUAGGAUGUUUCCUUUGGGUAUUUUCACAAUUAAUAGGUCAGUUCCGGCCAGGAGUUUGACUGUUGCUAAUCUGACGCUUAUAGGUUUGAGAACCCAGAGCGCCAUAGCAUAGACCAGACUAGCAUUCACUUUGUAUAUAUUUAUUUCAGUAUGUUCCUGUAGUAUUACAAUUGUAGAACAUGUUGCAUCUGCUGUGAAAAUUAUAUCAUGUGAUCAUGGUAGAGAAACAGGCCCUAUACUACAAAUGCUCAACCUUCUCCCUGCGCUCUGUAAAUUUAAAGUGGAAUUUUAAUAAUUUGUCAGCUGGAACAAGCUGAGAUGUAAACAAUAAAGUCACAUGAUAGUAUUUUUUAAUUA
Pseudophryne corroboree (corroboree frog) is the source of this 1043-nucleotide messenger RNA. Its product is annotated as organic solute transporter subunit beta-like. The transcript is spliced from 4 exons. Gene Ontology annotation, cellular component: plasma membrane. The record is from RefSeq and is a predicted model, not a curated record. Lineage: Eukaryota; Metazoa; Chordata; Amphibia; Anura; Myobatrachidae. Bases 132 to 530 code for a protein of 132 amino acids. Gene Ontology annotation, biological process: bile acid and bile salt transport. Gene Ontology annotation, molecular function: transmembrane transporter activity; protein heterodimerization activity.